Messenger RNA from Saccharomycodes ludwigii, 2178 nucleotides. It is a transcript of the gene FRA1, whose product is annotated as aminopeptidase P. The record is from RefSeq and is a predicted model, not a curated record. NCBI's taxonomy places the organism in Eukaryota, Fungi, Ascomycota, Saccharomycetes, Saccharomycodales, Saccharomycodaceae. Gene Ontology annotation, molecular function: metalloaminopeptidase activity. The transcript has a single exon. Bases 1 to 2178 code for a protein of 725 amino acids.
AUGAAAUCAAGUAAUACCACAGCAAAACAGCCUUUUAAACCAUGUGAUAAUUGUACCUGUUCUAGGGGACUAUUAUAUAGACAGCAAUCCAGAAGGUCUAUUUUAUUUAGACAAAUAUCCAGAAGAAGUUCACUGUUGACAUCAACAACACCUUACAAUGUAGGCUCCAAUACUAGUAUAAACGACGAAGAUAGCGUCUAUUCAAGUGAUCAGAUUGGAUGUUCAUCAAGAAACAUCAAUACCACCAAGAGAUUAUUAAGUUUGAGAAAAGAGAUGAUAAAAAAAGAUUUAUGUUGCUAUAUAGUACCAAGUGAGGAUGAACAUCAAUCCGAAUAUGUUUCUUUUGCUGAUCAAAGAAGAGCUUUUAUCAGCGGGUUUACUGGUAGUGCGGGUGUUGCUUGUAUAACCCGUGAUGUUUUAAACUUCAACUUGGAUGCUCCAGAGGGGAAAUGUGUUUUGAGUACUGAUGGUAGGUAUUUUAACCAAGCCACCCAGGAGUUGGAUUACAACUGGUCGUUGCUGAGACAAGGAGUUGAUAAGACAACAUGGGAAGAAUGGUGUGUAAACGAGGCCUAUGAAAUGAGCAAAGGUUUGGGCAAUUCCAAGAAAAAGUUGAAGAUCGGGAUUGAUCCAAAAUUGAUUACUAUUGCUGAAGUUAGUAAGUUCCAAAAAUUAAUUGAAGAUAAAGACUACAAUAACUGUGUCGAGUUGGUCCCUGUCGAGACAAAUUUGAUUGAUUUGAUUUGGGACCAGUUUGAAGAUGCUCCUUCAAGGGCUUUGAAACCACUUUUCAUGCUGGACGAAGAAAAGUUUGCAGGGGAACCUUUUGUGGAAAAACGUAAUAGAUUGCUUAAAUAUCUAGAUGAAAAACACAAAAAUGGUAUGGUUUCUGAUUCUUCGCCAACCUUUAUUUCUAUUGCCUUAGAUGAGAUUAGCUGGUUUACCAACCUUAGAGGCGAGGAUAUUGACUAUAACCCCGUUUUUUAUUCUUAUUUGAUUGUUACGUGUAAAGACACGCUCUUAUAUACUGAUAAUGAAUACAGCUCUGAGAUAAAAGAAUAUUUUGCUAGGAAUAAUAUUAUAGUUAAGCCAUACAACGAUUUUUGGAAAGAGUUGGAACGCUUAUCCGCUACCAAUAAUACUGCUAGCACAAAUACUAUUGCUGGUAACAAAAGUUCAUCCAUAUUGAUACCAAACAACAGUAGUUGGGCCAUUGUUAAUAAAUUGAAAAACAAUUAUUAUCGGGCCAUUGAGUCGCCAUUAGAAGUUUUCAAAGCCGUGAAAAAUCAUACUGAGAUAUGUAAUGCCCGCAAAGCGCAAGUCAAAGAUGGUGUUGCUUUGGUCCAAUAUUUUUCAUGGUUGGAAAAUGAAUUGGUCAAAAAACAGAGUUUGAUUGAUGAAUAUAAGGCUAGUUGUAAAUUAACUAGUAUAAGAGAAACGCAAAGUAAUUUUAGGGGCAAUUCCUUUGAAACGAUUUCAUCAACUGGUAGUAAUGCGGCUAUUAUUCAUUAUUCACCAAGCGAAGAGAAUUGUAGUAUGAUUGAUCCACUUAAGAUAUAUCUAUGUGAUUCUGGAUCUCAGUUUUUGGAGGGGACCACUGAUAUUACCAGAACAUUUCAUUUUACCGAGCCAAAACAAGAAGAGAUUGAUAAUUACACUUUAGUUUUAAAAGGUAAUUUAGCUUUGGAGAGGUUGAUAAUUCCAGAAGGUACUAGUGGUUACAAUAUUGAUGUUAUUGCUAGGCAAUUUUUGUGGAGCCAAGGCUUAGAUUACAGACACGGGACAGGACACGGGGUAGGAUCGUAUUUAAAUGUGCACGAGGGACCUAUUGGUAUUGGAUUUAGACCUCACUUGGUUGAAUUUCCACUUAAAGAAGGGAAUAUAAUUACCAACGAACCUGGGUAUUAUAAGGAUGGUGAGUAUGGUAUUAGAAUUGAAAACGAUAUGCUAGUUGUUAAAACUGAUUUGAAAUUUGGUGAUAAAGGGUUUUUGAAAUUUGAAAACUUGACGCUGGUUCCGUAUUGUAAGAAAUUAAUUAAUGUUAAGAUGUUAACAAGUGAGGAAAAAAGACAGAUUAAUGAAUAUCAUACCAGAGUUUGGGCUUCGAUUGUCCCAUUUUUACAACCGCAAAGUUUGGCUUAUAAAUGGUUAAAGAGAGAAACCAGUAAAAUUAAGUAA